Molecule: messenger RNA, 2133 nt
Organism: Mercurialis annua (annual mercury)
Lineage: Eukaryota; Viridiplantae; Streptophyta; Magnoliopsida; Malpighiales; Euphorbiaceae
Exons: 10
Coding region: 1-2133 (710 amino acids)
Source: RefSeq, a predicted model, not a curated record
AUGGAUCUAUAUCAAUAUGGAAUUAGUGAAAACUACACAAACUGGGUGCACCAUGGUGAGACUUCUCAACCUCGUGAUAGUUUAGAUGUCUUUAUUAAUUCGGACAAUGAAUUGGAGGAUAGUGGAAAUGAUGUUUCAGAAAUUAAUAAGUCAUUUUUUUCGAAUUUGGAGUUGUUCAAGGAUGCACUCCCGAGAGGAGAAACCCUUCCAAGCUCAAGUUAUGAGGAAAAUGAAAAUCUUGACACGUGUCCAACUUGUAAGGCCCCUAGAUGGAAAUUAGGUUUCGGAAAACGCAAGAAGGUUGCUCAAAAAAUUCUUAGACAUUUCCCUUUAGUACCUAGACUUCAGAGGUUAUUUAUGUCUAAAGAUAUUGGUGAAAAUAUGAGGUGGCAUAAGGAGAAACGUGUAGAUGAUGAUACGAUUAGACAUCCAGCUGAUGCUACGGAAUGGAAAGAUUUUGACCAGAAAUAUGCUUGGUUUGGCAAAGAUGCUCGUAACGUGCGACUUGGGCUUGCUAGUGAUGGAUUUAACCCUUUUGAAAAUAUGAGCACGAGUUAUAGCAUGUGGCCGGUGAUUGUGACGCCAUAUAACUUACCACCAUGGAAAUGCAUGAAGGAGAAUUUUUUGAUGUUAUCUUUGCUUAUUCCUGCAUAUGGAAUGUUAUCUGGAUGGAGCACAAAAGGAAAAUUGGCAUGUCCUGUGUGUAAUAAGUGGACAUGUUCGCUAACAUUAAAAAAUGGAGUGAAGAAAUGUUACAUGGGUCAUCGGAGAUAUUUACAUGCCCAACAUUCUUGGAGAAAAAGCAGAAAAUUUGAUGGCAAACCAGAGCACGGGUCAAAGCCUGAAGAGUUGUCAGGAGAUGAAGUUCUAAGGCAAUUAGAUUUGCUUCCAAAAAGCCUUGUUUUUGGGAAUACACCUAACCAAAAAAAGCGUGCACGUGGUCCUGAAGAGCUCAAUUGGACAAAGAGAAACGGAUAUGCUUCCAAUCUUUCUCGAUGUGUAAGUGUUCAGGACUGCAAAGUUAUGGGGAUGAAAAGCCAUGAUUAUCAUAUAUUCUUGCAACGGUUACUUCCAGCAUCAAUUUGUGGGUCUUUGCGUAGUGAGGUUUACACUGCAUUAUCAGAGUUGAGCUCUUUCUUUAAGGAGCUUUGUUCGAAGACUUUAAAAAGAUCUACAGUUAAAAAGUUGCAGAGCGAUAUCAUUUUGAUAAUAUGUAAACUUGAGAUGAUAUAUCCUCCAUCUUUUUUCGUGGUAAUGAUGCAUUUGCCAAUUCAUCUGCCUCGUGAAGUAGAAUUAGGAGGCCCUGUUCACUAUAGGUGGAUGUACUUUAUUGAGAGUGUUAUAGAUGUGCAAAAAAGACACCAGGCAGGAUUUGCCAGUUGGUUCAAGGAGUGUGUUGGACGCUUACGUGCUACUGGUUUGGUUGCAGCAACAGAUCAUAUAUAUGCGUUGGGAUUAUGUCCUGAUAUACGAAUUGCUAGGUACAGUGGGAUAAUUGUCAAUGGAGUUAGGUUUCACACAGUUGAGCGUGAUAAUUUUUGUCGGACUCAAAAUAAUGGAGUUUUAGUUACGGGAGAGCAUAAGUCGAAAGAAAUCGAGUUUUAUGGUGUGCUAACAGAUAUCAUUGACCUCCAAUAUGUUAAUGGGAAUCAUGUUUUCUUGUUUAAAUGUGAUUGGUGGGAUGUUGGCGAUAAAAAUGGAAUUAAAACAGAUGACAACUUAGUUUCUGUUAAUGUGAGCCAUAAAUGGUAUACAGGUGAUUCUUUCGUGUUGAGUUCUCAAGUACAGCAGCAAUACGAGGCAGAUAAUAGUCAUGAAGUCGAUCAAAAUGGUGGUGAAAAUUUGGAACUCUUGCAUCCUAUAGAUGUAUUACCGGAUAAAGUUGAUGUUGGUCAAAUGUUUCAAGGUCAAAACUCAAACCCGAUUUAUUCUAGCGAUGAGGAGGAUGAUACUACGAUCAAUUAUGAUGAUGCCGACACUGAUGUACUAGAAGACUCAAAUGACAGUGACAAUGAAGACGAAGACGAUGAUUACUUGUUUAAAAAUUGUAGAAUUUUGGUGUUUUAUGGCAGUAGUUAUGCAGCCCAACAUGAAAUUUGUGGAAAACUGGAUAGCAGAAACUCGAUGUGUUGA